UGGUGGAAAUGGACAGGAACAAUUGGAGAAAACAAAUAAAGUCCUUCGUGACAAAAGUCUACUCCAAGUCCCAGCCCAACAUGAUUUUCUCCGUCAUAGGGGACUCCGACAAUCUGAUUCCAAAGCCGUGGCCCAAGUCACGAUUCCAGCAAUCAUUGACCUAUGCUGCAAAAGCCGCAGGGAAUUGCCUGAUACUCAGCAAGGGGGAGCCACUAAAGGUCUCUAAAAUAGUCCGGGAGAUGAUGGAGGAAUACAUCUACCUAGAGAAGCCGGCCCGUCCGAACCUCCGACUGAUCUCCGUCCCAUCUAAGCCUGUGGAGGACACGGGUCUCUACUUCGAUCUACCAGAGGUGCUAGAAUUUGAUGAAAACCAGAGCAAUAGAGAUGAAGGCCAGGGCCAGGGCAAAGACGAGGAAGCCGAGUUUUAUGCAGACGACAGUUUCUUUUGCAAGCUCCCCGCUCGUACCGCGGAUGAAGACUAUAUUGAUUUUAGGGCUGAGCUCGAGAGGACUUUAGAGAGACCGACGUUCGAAGAAAGGAAUGCCUUAGUUUUAAUUCUGGUGGAAGGCGAUUUGUCGGCUGUGGACCAUGUCAAGCUAGCCACUGAGAAUGGAAUCCCUGUCGUGUUUAUGAAAGGAACAGGCGGGCUGGCGGAUCUCAUAACCAUUGCCAUGGAGGACAGUAAUAUGGAAAUAAGAACGCUGCUUCCUGUUCUGUUUGGUAUUGAGCUGGAUGACACCGAUCAUGAGAUUGAAACAUUGGAAGAAAGUCUGAAAACUAUUUUGGAAAGAUCUUACUUAAUUGAUCAUUUUGACCUUGUCGAAAAAAAUGAAGAACAAUUCGCAGCACUUGUUGGUGAACUGGUGCAGAAAUCCAGAUUAUUAGAAAACACGGGCCCCUCCAAGAAUCAUACCUUAGAACCCAAUUGGGAUACAAAGAACAAAGCACGGAAUCGUAAGAGCUCCUAUGCAAUGGCAGACAAGUGGACGUGGGAGAAGAAACCGUGGAGGAUGGCGGAGACACUUGAAACCCUAGACUUCAAGACCUUCUCCUCACCAUUCUCACUUCCGCUUGACCUCUUCUUUCGAUUCUCCAAGUUUCUAGAACUUAAGAGGAACAAAACAUCCUCGGAGCAAGUGGAAAAAGGGGCACAGGAGUUGUUGAAAAUUGCCCUUCUGACCAAUAGAACAGAUUACUUGGAAGCUCUUCUGGAUUUAAACGUUCCAUUGUCAUUAGACGUCAUCGGUGAGCUUUACAAGUGUGCAUUACCAGUGGAUGGUACAGAGAAAAAUGACUCAUCGGGAAUGCGCUGGGUUUUGAUGGAAAUGGGAGGGAAGCAUAAGCUGGCAAAGCAUCUUUUUGAAGGUGAGAAGGACUGCCAUGAAGUAGCUCAGAAGAUGUGUAAACGCCUACUUAAUUACAAAAAAACAGAAAUUGAUGUCCACUCAUCUUCAAUCUAUAAGUCUAAGAGAAUGAGGGAAUACGUAAACCGACAAGACUUCCUUCAGGCUGUUCUGCUGUGGUCACUGUUGACCCAUAGAACGGACAUCGCUACCCUGGUCUGGCGAAGGGUCAAAAGUCAGCUUUAUACCGGACUUGUAAGUGCAUUAAUCUUAAAAAAGAUGUCCUCCAUAGCCAAAUUGAAAGACGAGAAGUUAGCAAUGAAGCUGAAGGAACAAGCAAAAGAUUUAAGAGGCCGGAUUUUAAGCAUGAUGGACAACCUUUAUCAGACAGAUGAGACUCUAGCGUUUGAAAUUUUGGACGAAGUAGACGUUGUAUGGACUAUUGAAGCCAAACCUCUAUCGUUUGUUUAUGAAUCGAAGAUGUACGAUAUUAUUGCCCACCCUUGCUCUGUUGGUCUUAUGAACAAGAUAUGGUUUAAUGGUCUUAUUCCAAGUGGAACAAGAUUUUGCACAGAUUUCUUGAAACAAUAUCGGGAGGCCGUGCGUGCACCUUUCUUCCAUUUUGUUCUACAUUACAUUUUCUUUGGUUUCAUCCUUCUCAUGUACGGUUACGCUGUGUUGACUCCAUUGAAGACAUACGACAAGACGCCAUUACUUUUACUGGUGUGUGAGUUCGCCCUCUACGGCUGGACGUGCCUAGACUUCCUCAAUGAUAUAGCCUCCGUUGUGGGCGUGAUGCCAACAAGGGCAAACUGUUCCUGUACAUCCGUGGACACAAAGAGAAAAGCAGGAUAUAAAUUUCUCUCUAGAUUAAAUGAUAUGUGGAAGGUCCUGGGACUCGUGUGUGUCCUUCUUACUGUCGCUACCGUUUUCUCCCGACUGAAACCAACGGAGACUUUUAAAAUGGCUACUCGCUUUUGUGCCCUUCUACUGCUUUUCUCGUUUCUUCGGUACAUGCGUAUUUUUGUAAUUUAUCAACUGACAGGAAUAACAUUCAUCUUCCUAAAACACAUGCUCCUACAUCUGGUGCAGUUCCUAUUUACGAUAGCCUUCUUUGUGCUGGGAGUAGGGGUUUUCAUUGAGGCCAUCGUCCAUCAGGAGAAUCAGCUUGAACUGUUCCCGGGAGUGUGGUACGAGUGGCGGAUCUGGAGGAUCAUAUACUACCCCUACUACCAGUACUACGGAGAAGUAUUUGAUGGUGACUUUGGCAUAAAGAAAAGCAACGAUGAAGUGGACUGGAGUGUGAAAGCUGUAGUGGCAAUACAUAUAAUGGUGGGCAAUCUCCUUAUCGUCAACUUGAUAAUCGCCCUAUUUACAACAAAGUAUGAAAAAGUUCAUGAGAAAUCGGCCCUAAUAUGGCAAUAUGAGCGGUAUCACGUGAUUCAGGACUUCAGACACCGGUUGUUUGCAAACCUUCACUUCCUCAUUUGCUGUUGCCUAGCCAUGCGAGCAAAGUCUGGUAAACAUAAUGAUAAGGUUCGAAAGGAAUUGAAGCGUAUUCGUGAACGUCAGAUUAUACAGUACAUUAUGGCGGGGAGAUCCCUGGGCAAGUGACGGGAACAGUGAUGUUAAGACCCCUAUCAUGACCCAGGGGAUGUUCUCAGAGGGCGAUAGAAGUAUUCAUAUAAUACAUUACAUAAUCCAUGCAUAAUUCAAAAAGUAUGGGAUGUUCUUUUAAUGAGUUUGAAUUUAGAGAUAAGUUAAAAUCAAAGUCAGAAAGAGUUGUUAUAAUAUAAAAAAGACUGACGUUAUUUACAAAACAAUGGAGUCAUUGAUUGGUAUAUGUUUUUAGACUAAAUUCCCGAUGUAUAUACUGUUAGUGCAUACGAAGUUUGUUUAUUAGACCUGUUAAAAAUACAAACCUUAGUAUUCAAAUGUCUCCUUAUUUGCCAUAAUACUUGUUAUUUAUGUUAUAUCCUCUUGAUAUUUUCCUUAGUACUAGGUGUCACAUUUCAUUAUAU
Saccostrea cuccullata (small rock oyster) is the source of this 3364-nucleotide messenger RNA. RefSeq names its product transient receptor potential cation channel subfamily M member 2-like. The transcript has 20 exons. Gene Ontology annotation, cellular component: plasma membrane. The record is from RefSeq and is a predicted model, not a curated record. Gene Ontology annotation, molecular function: monoatomic cation channel activity. NCBI's taxonomy places the organism in Eukaryota, Metazoa, Mollusca, Bivalvia, Ostreida, Ostreidae. Bases 9 to 2957 code for a protein of 982 amino acids. Gene Ontology annotation, biological process: metal ion transport; monoatomic cation transmembrane transport.